Messenger RNA from Sclerotinia borealis F-4128, 3417 nucleotides. Lineage: Eukaryota; Fungi; Ascomycota; Leotiomycetes; Helotiales; Sclerotiniaceae. The record is from the annotation of a GenBank genome assembly.
AUGGCUUCCAUAGCAACAGAUUCCGAGUUGAUGACCAACUUCAUUGCGGCAGUCCCAGUCCCAGCAGGAAGUCAUUUCGACACGGUCCUGGAUGAAAACAGACGACCGCUCGUCUUUUGUCUCAACCAAGAAGCGGUCCCCAAACUUCAAAUCAUUCGAAUCGGAAACAACAAUGCACCUGUGGUCUUUGAUCUCGGGCCAUGCAUUUCUCUUCCUGCAGCGGCGAUAGUCCAAACUUUUGAAGUUCAGCAGGCCAACGACUUGACCCUGUAUCUCUGUGUUGCAUAUCAACAGUCGGCUACAAGUUCAAGCUUGAUCGUUCCUCUGCCAUUCAGACCGGAUCUAUUGAAAAGUGAUGUUAGGCUACCUAUAAUUCCUAGUUCACAAUCUAGCAUUGGAACAGCUGUGAAAAUUUUCAUGAGUCCGGUUGCAGCUAUUUCGACUCUUCCUUUCCCUGACACAUUCGUCAUUCACAACACCCUCGAUCAAUUGGCAUCCUCGGGAACAGAUAUCACACGCAUCGUCUUCGAUCCACAAAACUAUCAGUGGAAUGCGAUGCAAGAUAUGACAACCCCUGAAAACGCCUCCACGAUUUUAGAUGUGUCAACAGCUAGCGGGAUUUUGGGACGGGGAAUGUAUGUGCUUUACAAGAGUCAAGAAGAAGGUCCGACAAAGUUAUACGUCCGACUUAUGAGGUUGAAUCCGGAUACAAAUGAUGGAUCUCGACUCACCAGUGUGGCAUCUGUGGCAUGUCCUUCAGAUGCUCGCUGCAUCGCUUCAGUCUUUAACGGAGGAGGAAAAUCCGGUUUGCUGAUUGCUGCGCCCGAUGGUUUACGAUAUCUCAAUGCAAUAGAGUCGACCCAGAAGAAUUCUCCUGGAACACUGGUCCAGUCCACCUCUAUGUUUCGCAACAUAACGAGCUUGGUGGUGAAACAAGAUGGAAAUCAUGUCUCCAUCUGGUUUCAGACCUCUUCUGAAGAACUCGGUUAUCUUCGAACAACCAACGAUCAGUUGAGUUCUGGUAUCUCCACCUUGUUGAUGCCAGCUGGUCAAUCGUCUUCAUUUGCACCCUGCAUCUCCCAACCAGAUAGUGUAAAUGGUCAUUUAUUGUGGCAGAUGCUAGUAUCCAAUGACAACUACGGCAAUCUGACGCUCUUGGAACAGGCAAGUGACAGUGGCCUAUGGAGGCCAACUCCAAUAUAUUCUCCAUCCAACGUGUGUAAUAUCGCUGUCCAAAGUCAUACUGUGACUUUCCAUAUUAAAGCGGCUGAUAACUCUCCACUCCGUGCUGCCAGCGCCUUCAUCCAGAGUUCGUCUUCUGUGAGCGUCAUGUAUAAUGGCAAAAAUACCAUUAUCCCCCAGUCGGGUGCUUGGUAUGAUUCAGACGAUGCCGGAACUCUUAACUUCAUCAUCCCAACGAACUCCCUUGGGAGUCAGGCACUCAAUAUCACGAGCCUGAAGGAUCAGAAUGGCGUCUUGGUUCCAUUAACUCCAGUAGUGUUUGAUCCCGGCAAUAAAGCUAUCCAGAAGUUAUCGGAGAAUCUUGCUCAAUUAAACUCAGCGGCCGAUUUGAGAAACGCCAAAACACAGAAAGAUGAGCCCCUCUUCGGUAGUGAUGCUCCAGAUGAUGCAACUCUAAGUCAGGCAAUAACGAGCUUGCAAACUCUAAAGACAGCGUAUGCGGAUCUCCCAGCAGAUGGAUCAGCUCGUGCCAUCAUUACCCCCAUCGUUCAGACACGAAGCGCUGAUACACUCGAUCUCGGAGACCUAAUCAUGGACGGCCUGAAUUGGAUAAAACAUAAGGCAGAGGAUGUCUGGGAUUGGGCAGUGGAAAAACUUGGUGAUGUGUGGCAUUUCAUCUGCAAAAUCGGCGACGAUAUCAAGACAUUCGUCCUAGAUUGCGUAGAGAAAGUAUGCGAGGCAGCUACUUGGGUCUUCGAAAAGAUCAAAAUAGCAUGGGACAAAGUGGUCGAAUGGAUUGGGUUCAUUUUCUCCUGGGGUGACAUACUCGAGACCAAAGAUACUAUCAGUUCAAUUAUCACUGCUGGUGUUGAUCUCGCAGCCGAUAAAGUAGGCUGGGUAGAAGGCAAAGUUGACGCUUUCUUCGUCUCUUUACUGGCAGAUGUGGAUAGCCUUGGUGUAGCUUAUGAUCCCUCGAAAGAUAUGAAUGCAGGCUCCGGAGAUAACUUGCAAGACGGGUCGCAGAUCAGAGGUACACAGGAAAGUACUUCUUACAAUUGGGCAUCGGAAAGAAUGAAGCAUGGAGGUGCGGGAACUUCUACUGAAGUCAAGAGUAGUGAAACCCCCGAUUCCGAUGCUAAAGAAACAUGGACGACUGUCUUUCAGCCUGCUUUCGAUGGGAUAAAGGACUCAUUAAUACAAGUAGGAGAAGACAUUCGCACCGUCUUUGUUCAGAAACAGUCUAUGACCGCUGGACAAUUCAUGACAAUCUGUAAAGACGUCAUAAAAGUCGGCAUCGAAACGAUUCGUGGCGUCGUCACCGCACUCCUGAAACUAGUCAAGAUGCUUCUCGAGAAGAUCUCACAAUAUGGAAAUGCCUCCAUCAACAUCCCGAUCUUCUCUUCUCUGUAUGAAUUGAUCGCUCAGCACGAUCUCACAAUCUUCGAUGCCGUAUCUCUCGUUCUUGCCAUUCCAACCACGAUAUUCAUGAAGAUUAUCACAGGGCACAAACCUCCUACAUUGCCAGGUCUCAACGGCACAAUGCUCGGGCAAAUCGUUCUAGGUGACGAGCCUAAGAUAUCGCCGGACAUACAGCUUGACUUCAACACUCUGACAGCCGGCAUCACCGUCUCAGGUGUAAUGGUCAAAACCAUCAUCGAUGCUAUUAAAUUGAUUUACGCAAGUAUAACUGAAGGAAGUGAAGGAGCCCUAAAGAAGUUCCAAGGACCAAGUGGCUUUUUCGAGGUAUUCGCCAUUGUUAUUGAUAUGAUAGGCGUGAUGAAUGCCCUACCAACGGAUUCUGAUCUUCCAGGAUUGAGAUUCAGACAAUGGGUAUCCUAUAUCUCCCUCAUACGUGGUUCUACACAUCUUCUAGUCCUGUUCCUCGAAGGCGGCGAAGACGCCGAGAAGCCGCUACUCGUCUUCGAUCUUGUAUCUUCACUUGUGAACUUCGGGCUUGAACAAGCGGCUUGUAUAUCUGAAGUCGACGAUGGGUCUAGCUGGAAAGACUAUGAUGGUGACGUAACAUCGAUGACGAGUGUGUCUAGCGGUUUGAAUGCGAUAGCCGCCGUUGGAUAUUUCACAGCCUUUAUGUUUAAAAAGGACGAGGUGGAAGUCACGGCGGUGGGAAUGGUAGUGCUGGAGAUUGGGACUGUAGGCCUGGCUGUUGUGGAGGGUGUGAUAUUCAAGUGGCAAUAUGAUAAAGACAGAAAGACGAGAUUGAUUAUCCCGUCCUGA